Messenger RNA from Gracilinanus agilis (Agile Gracile Mouse Opossum), 2987 nucleotides. It is a transcript of the gene STRN4, whose product is annotated as striatin 4. The coding region runs from base 232 to 2154 and encodes 640 amino acids. The transcript is spliced from 16 exons. NCBI's taxonomy places the organism in Eukaryota, Metazoa, Chordata, Mammalia, Didelphimorphia, Didelphidae. The record is from RefSeq and is a predicted model, not a curated record. Gene Ontology annotation, cellular component: dendrite. Gene Ontology annotation, molecular function: protein-containing complex binding; protein phosphatase 2A binding; armadillo repeat domain binding.
UCAGCCACGGAGCUAAACCCAGGCCUUGGGUUCCAUGUUUGCAGGACUGCCUUGAAGUAGUGUGGCUCAGUGGCUCUCAGGUUUGCCAUUCUUCCAGCAGGCUUUGGGGUCAGGACCCCUUUAUGCUCUUAAAAACUACUGGGGAAUUCCCCCUAUCCCCAGGGCUUCUGUCUAUGGGGGUCAUAUUGGUAUUUGCCAUAUCAGAAAUGAAAACUUGUCAGUAUAUGUAUAAUGGCUUCUCUGACUAACUGGGGCCCUUCGUUGACAGCUUCCUUUUCUUCCAGAGCCAAAUAUCACAAACUAAAGUUUGGGACUGAACCGAACCAAGGAGAGAAGAAGUCAGAGCUGCUGGAGCAAGUCCCCAAUGGACCUGUGGAGCCAGUCUCCUUGGAGAGCAGCCAGCUGGUGUGGAAGGAAGGCCGGCAGCUGCUCCGACAGUACCUGGAGGAGGUGGGCUACACGGACACCAUUUUGGACAUGCGUUCCAAGCGUGUGCGCUCACUGCUGGGCCGUUCCAUGGAGCUGAAUGGUGUGGCUGAACCCAGUGACGGAGGUCCUGGGGGGCUUCCUGCGGGGGAGUCAGUGCUGGCCAAGCAGAUUGAAGAGCAGAUCAAAAGGAAUGCAGCAGGGAAGGAAGGCACGGAGCGGCUGGGCAGCUCUGUGCUGGAGAAGAUCCCCUUCCUGCAGAAUUGUGAGGAUGAAGACAGCGAUGAGGAGGAGGAGCUGGAGAGUUUGCAACCGAAGAAGCAGCGUGUCAAGUUGUCUUCUAAGCCCCUGGUACCAGAAAUAGAUGAGGAAGAUGAUGAUGAAGAUUCUGAGGAUGCCAUCAGCGAGUUUGACUUUCUAGGCUCUGGGGAGGAUGGGGAAGGGUCUGCUGACACACGCCGCUCUGGGGAUGGCACUGAGUUGGAGAGUCGGCGGGUGAAACUGCAGGGCAUGCUGGCUGAUCUUCGGGAUGUUGAUGGGCUGCCCCCGAAAGGGACGGGCCCACCCCCUGGCACACCACAGCCUCGGCCCCACGAUGCUUCCCUCGGCUUCUCCUCUGAUGUCUUCAUCAUGGACACAAUUGGGGGUGGAGAGGUGAGCCUGGGUGACUUGGCCGACCUCACCGUCACCAACGACAAUGACCUCAGCUGUGACCUCUCUGAUAGCAAAGAUGCCUUCAAGAAGACCUGGAACCCCAAGUUCACCCUCCGCUCCCACUACGAUGGCAUCCGCUCACUGGCCUUCCAUCACAGUGAGUCGGCUCUGCUCACGGCCUCUGAGGAUGGCACCCUGAAGCUCUGGAACCUGCAGAAGACUGGGACGGCCAAGAAGAAUGCUGCUCUGGAUGUGGAGCCCAUCCACGCCUUCCGGGCCCACAGGGGCCCCGUGCUGGCCGUGGCCAUGGGGAGUCACAGUGAGCACUGCUACAGCGGCGGGGCGGACGCCCGCAUUCACUGCUGGAGGAUCCCCGACCUCCACAUGGACCCUUACGAUGGCUACGACCCUGGCGUGCUGAGCAGUGUGCUGGAAGGCCACGGGGAUGCUGUGUGGGGCCUGGCUUUCAGCCCGACCUCGCACCGUCUGGCCUCGUGCUCUGCAGAUGGCACCAUCCGAAUUUGGAACCCCAGCGGCGACAGCCCUGCCUGCCUGUGCACUUUCCACACCGCCAGCGAGCACGGGAUCCCCACCUCAGUGGCCUUCACCAGCACGGAGCCGGCCCAGGCCGUCGCGUCCUUCCGCUCGGGCGACACCGUCCUUUACAACCUAGAGACCGGCAGCGCCCUCCUCACCUUGGAAUCCCGGGGCAACAGCGGUCCUACCCAGAUCAACCAGGUGGUGAGCCACCCCAACCAGCCCCUCACCAUCACUGCCCACGAUGACAGAGGCAUCCGAUUUCUGGACAAUCGGACAGGUAAAUCCGUGCAUUCCAUGGUUGCCCACCUCGAUGCUGUGACCUGCCUGGCUGUCGACCCGAACGGUGUGUUCCUGAUGUCAGGAAGCCAUGACUGCUCCCUGCGCCUGUGGAGCCUGGACAACAAGACCUGUGUGCAGGAGAUCACGGCGCACCGCAAAAAGCAUGAGGAAGCCAUUCACGCCGUGGCCUGCCAUCCCAGCAAGGCGCUCAUAGCAAGCGCCGGGGCUGAUGCCCUGGCCAAGGUGUUCGUAUGACGCCUGGUCCGGUGAUUUUCUCCACUUGGGUCUGGUCUGGGGGAGUGAGAUGCCUCAGCUCCCUGAGCCUCAUGGUGCUAAGAGCUAUGGGGCCGGCCCUCUCCUCCCUCACCUUCCCCAUUUAUGCUGGGUGGAAGAUGGGAGCCCUUCAGUCCGCUCCUUCAGGACUCUCUUCCUUUUCUGCCCCUGUCCCCCGGGCCUGGACUCUCACUAAGGGGCCUGGGCAUGGGGUGGGGGGUUCCGGGCCCUUGUCUGCCUCACUGUCCCUUUCUGGGGCAGCAGAGACGGACUGGGCAGGGAGGGGGAGGGGAGGCGCUUCAGGAGGACCCUCCUGGUCUUCCCACACUGCUCCCUUGGCCUAUGGACGUUUUGGGGGAAGUAUCGGGAGGGCGGACACAACUUGCCCCCCUGCCCUCCCUCCAGCACGGAUAAACACACUGCAGACACUAGCUCCUUCCUUGACCCAGAAGCAUUGACUGCCCAGAGGAUGCCUCCUUCCCUCCAUGGUGGAGGGGGGAGGAGAUGGGAGGGACGUUGGGCUGGGGGGCGUUGGAGCCCUCCUUCCCCCAGCCCUCCUUCACACUGUACAUUCUGUAUAAAUCAAUACAAUUUUAAAUGGAAGCCCAGCCCCUCCGCCUGCCCUCCCUGGCCCCCUGGUUGUUAUCACUGUGUGAUAGUCUGUCGGUCUGUCCCCUGCCCCUAGGCAGGGCUCCUAAGCUUUCUUUGUAUAUUUAUUUCACUCUCAGUUUCAGCUCGAGCCCAAUCCUGGUCCCAGCCCCAGCCCCCCCCCCCAAUAUGUGAAAACCUGCCUCAAUAAACCUUUUUGAAUAAGA